GCAUUUCCUCCUCCCUCCCGCCUUGCCUCCCUUUGCUGCUGCUGCUGCUCGGGAAGGCCCGCAUCGCCGGCGGCUCCCCCUCCCUGCCUCCCAUGCGGCUGCAGCCCCCCCGACGGCCUCGCCCCGGUGCCAAAAGGAUGCUGGCCGCCUCCCCUCGCGGCAAGAAGGGCGCCGAGGCCAGCUUUUCCCUCCAUGCCUUGGUGUGGCACAACCAGCCCCGCGAGCUGGAGAAGGAGCUCAGCUCCAAGCAGGUGGAUAUCGAACAGCUGGACCCCCGAGGCCGCACCCCUUUACACCUGGCUACCACCCUGGGGCACCUGGAGUGCGCCCGAGUCCUGCUGAGGCACGGGGCUGACACAGCCAAAGAAAAUCGAAGCGGCUGGACAGUGUUGCAGGAAGCUGUGAGCACCCACGACCUGGAGCUCGUUCAACUGGUGCUGCGUUACCGCGACUACCAACGGGCCAUCAAGCGCCUGGCCGGCAUCCCUAUCCUGCUGGAGAGGCUGUGCAAGGCUCAAGAUUUCUAUGUGGAGAUGAAAUGGGAAUUUACUAGCUGGGUCCCCUUGGUCUCCAAGAUCUGCCCCAGCGACACUUACAAGGUGUGGAAGUGCGGGCAGAACCUGCGGGUGGACACGACCUUGCUGGGCUUUGACCACAUGACGUGGCAGCGUGGCAGUCGCAGUUUCAUCUUCAAAGGACAAGACAGCAGUGCAGUUGUGAUGGAAAUUAACCAUGACCGUCGGGUGGUUUACACCGAAACGCUCACUCUCGCUGCCCACGACCAGGAGGGACUCCUGGCCACGGUGCAACCCACAGAAGAGCAAGUGAUGGGCCGCCUCUUGGCUCCCGUCGUCACCACACAGCUGGACAUGCGCAACAUUGCCUUUGAGAGGAACAAGACGGGUAUUUUGGGAUGGAAGAGUGAGAAGACCGAGGUGGUGAACGGGUAUGAGGCUAAGGUGUAUGGGGCUUCCAAUGUGGAACUUAUAACCCGAACGCGAACGGAGCAUCUCUCAGACCAGCACAAAGGCAAAACCAAAGAUGCCGUAGCACUGCGCUGCGGCCUUUCCCCGCGUCUCCUGGCCGUGAUGAAGGGCCACAGGCUCCCUGUCCUGGAGAAAUCUCUAUCGGCUGUGUCUCUUGCAGGCAGUAAAACGCCACUCCAGUCGUUCCUGGGCAUUGCCGAACAACACGUGGGCCCCAACAACGGGGCUCUCAUCACGCAGACGCUGAGCCACGCCAACCCCACCGCCAUCACGCCAGAGGAGUACUUCAACCCCAGUUUCGAGCUGGGGAGCCGCGACAUGGGACGGCCCAUCGAACUCACCACCAAGACGCAGAAGUUCAAAGCCAAGUUGUGGCUGUGCGAAGACCACCCGCUGUCUCUGGCUGAGCAGGUGGCCCCCAUCAUCGACCUGAUGGCCGUCAGCAACGCCCUUUUUGCCAAGCUGAGGGACUUCAUCACGCUGCACCUGCCUCCUGGCUUCCCUGUGAAGAUCGAAAUUCCCAUUUUCCAUAUCCUCAAUGCCCGUAUCACCUUUGGAAACCUCAAUGGUUGCGACGAACCCGUGGUCUCCAUCCGUGGGGCCGGCAGCCCCGGAAGCAAUGCCCCCUCGCCUGGCAGCGACCGCUCUAGUAUAAGCAGUUCCAGCUCUCUCGGUUCCUGCCGGUGCUGCGAGAUGGACCCAUCUCUGUUUGAGGUCCCACGAGGCUACAGCGUUGUUGGGAGCCACCCGGAGCCCUUGCGGGAAGAUGAUGACGAUCUUCUGCAAUUUGCCAUCCAGCAGAGCUUGCUAGAAGCUGGCAGCGAAUAUGACCAGGUUACCAUUUGGGAAGCCCUGACUAACAGCAAACCCGGCACCCUCCCCAUGCCCCAAGAUGGGCGCAGAGUGGACAGGACGCCCCAGCACACCCCGACGCCGACGCCACCCCCCUGCCCCGCCACCCCCCAGCCGCCGCCGCCCUCCUCUGCAGGGAGGGGGCCCAUUCCCAGCUACGCCGAGCAACUCCGCCUGGCCAUGGAGCUGUCCGCCAAGGAGCAAGAGGAGGCGGAGAGGCGCUCGCGCCAGGAAGAGGAAGAGUUUGAGCGGAUCCUCCGCCUCUCGCUCACCGAACAGUAGCGAAGGGGUGACGGGGGGCGAUGGGGGGGGGAAGCCAGCUGCUCUCAUGCACAAGCCCCUGGCCAGCCUCCAGGGGGCGCCAAAGCUCAAUGGACACUGACUUCUCUCUCUCAGCCGUGCAGUGACUGAUCAGCCGCGAUGCCGGGA
Rhineura floridana is the source of this 2267-nucleotide messenger RNA. RefSeq names its product ankyrin repeat domain 13B (gene ANKRD13B). The coding region runs from base 93 to 2120 and encodes 675 amino acids. The transcript is spliced from 15 exons. NCBI's taxonomy places the organism in Eukaryota, Metazoa, Chordata, Lepidosauria, Squamata, Rhineuridae. Gene Ontology annotation, molecular function: protein binding. The record is from RefSeq and is a predicted model, not a curated record. Gene Ontology annotation, cellular component: cytoplasm.